This is a messenger RNA of Endocarpon pusillum Z07020, 1953 nucleotides long. RefSeq lists its product as uncharacterized. Gene Ontology annotation, cellular component: cell tip; Golgi to plasma membrane transport vesicle. Gene Ontology annotation, molecular function: guanyl-nucleotide exchange factor activity. Bases 1 to 1953 code for a protein of 650 amino acids. The record is from RefSeq and is a predicted model, not a curated record. Lineage: Eukaryota; Fungi; Ascomycota; Eurotiomycetes; Verrucariales; Verrucariaceae. The transcript has a single exon. Gene Ontology annotation, biological process: exocytosis.
AUGGCAGCUUCUGAGUCUGACUUGGCUCUGCAUGGCGUAAGCCCUCGAGUUGGCUCACAAGAGUCCCUCAGUACUGCACCAGAUCAUGGAAACACGAGCUCGUCAGAUUUAUCUCGAACUCGCUCUCCUUCACCCAGACAUCCAGACUUAAGCGAUGAGGCUGCGAAACUCAGCGACAAACUCAUAAAUGCCAUCAACCACCAAACAGUGCUGGAAGAUACUAUUGCGCAGACUCGUCACGAGUUGGAGACUUCGAGGGCUAAAGUUCAACAGCUUGAAGCAGAAGUCAGAGCGCAGGAGCAGAAAGUGACUGAGGGACUGCUGAUACCAAAAGCAGAUGCGGAUAACGACAAGGCGCAGCUGGUGGCGGAACUCGCGAAUGAGAGGAGGCAGAAGGUCGUUAUUUUACAGGAGAAGAGAGGCAUCGAAAGCGAACUCGAAAACCUUACAGCAUCUCUUUUCGAAGAAGCCAACAAAAUGGUUGCAGCAGCUAACAAGGAGCGGGAUGCGGUUGAAAGAAGGAAUCAGCAGUUACGAGAUCAAGUCAAAGACACAGAAUCUCUCUUAGCGAACCAGCAGGAACAGCUGGCACAGUUGAAACUUGUCAUGCAGCAGAUGGGCCCCCAAGGCAGUAAGGAUGAGGGACCAGAUUCUGCAAGAACAUCGACGGAGCCUUCAUCACCGAGCUCCUACCGCGAGAAGGAUGCUCAAUUCCUUCGUCUGCUGGAGGCCAUGAAUCUCUCCCCUAGGACAACAGAAAUUGGAGGAGAGAUUUCGCCAGCGCCAUCAACGACGUUGACACAUCUUCUUAAACCUGUUUGCCGCACAGAUCUCCCAGCAUACGAAGACUUCCGCCAUCUUCUGCUCCUCGCCCAGAAGUCUCAGCCCGCUUCUCGUGUGACCAGUGGCUCAUAUGCAGGGCUCAGUGUGAUGGGUCUGGGAGGCCUCACAUCGUCUUCAUCUUCUUCACCCUUGCAACCACUUUCAAAUAGCUCCUCUACCUCGCUGAACGCGACCUCCAGCCAAUCUGCCACAACUUCGCCACAACUUCCUGGCUCUUUCUCACCCAACUCCAAUACCGAGAGAGGUCCUACUCCGCUGAAAGAAAUCAAAUUCUACAAACGCCUCCUAGUCGAGGACAUCGAGCCAACCCUAAGACUUGACCUGUCAUCAUCCAUAUCAUGGCUCUCUCGGCGCAGCAUACUCUCAGCCCUCACCGAGAGCGGUCUUAUCGUAGAACCAAUCCCGGAAUCAGGUAUUCGCCUCUAUGGCCGCAUCACCCCAUGCGCGUUGUGCGGCGAAUCACGAAAAGACGACUCCAACCCGCGUACCCACCGCAUGAGAGUCAGCGAAGGUGAAAGCGCCACCAAGUGGGCUCUAUGCAGUCUCUGUCUCGAAAAGGUCCGCGCAACAUGCGAUUUGGUCGGCUAUGUGCGCAUGGUGCGUGACGGCGUCGUGCGAUGCACAGACAAAGAAGAGGAGCAGGAAGCUUGGGAAGAGCUUAUCAGGUUACGGGAGAGACUCUUCUGGGCUAGGAUGGCGGGGGGUGUAGUCCCUAGUUUCAUUGAGCGGAUGAGCGAGAAGGGCUCGCCUUUGGUCCGUUCAUCGAGAGAAGAAGAAGCAGCAGCAGCAGCAGCAGCAGCGGGGUUUGAGCUCACGAAGAUCAGGCAGUCUUCAGCUUCUCGAAAUCUGACGAAUGGCCCGUCGACUCCCACAAACUCAUCUACCCCUGAUUCAGAAAAUACCGAAGCGGCAGCACAGCUCCAAAAGAAUCUAUCAGAUUCCAUCCCCUCCGAUCCCGAGGCCUCGAUGCCAGGGAUCCGUGAUGUGACGCCCAAGACGCCUCCUCGCUUUCCGAUUCGAGAGAAGAGAGGAAAUAGCUGGGGGAGUCUGAAAGUCAGUGUUCCCAAGGCGUUUUCGUCGUUGGGCGAAGAUGUAAAUGUUUUACAUUAG